GUAAUUAUUGUAGUAUAUAUAAAGGUAUAUUAGUGUUACUUUGUUUUUGGAUCAUAAGACUAAAUUUUUGUUGUUGUUAUAUGCUCCUUCUUUUCCCUUGUGUCUUCUGAAUUGCAUAUUUGAUGUACACAUCUUUAAAGUAUAGAACAAUAUCAAAGAGAUGGAUAAUAUCAAAAAAAAGACGAAAAGUUUAUUUUUCUAUUCAUACGAAACUGUGUAAUGAUAUUGCUUCGAUAAAAAUGAGUAAAUGUAGUAAUCUUGUUGAAUGUACUUAACUCUGUUUAUUGCAUAUAUGUACUUAUUUAUGUCAAUUUCUAAUUAGAUAUUAUUUUUUCAAGAUGAAAUCUAUAUGAUUUUGCUCAUUCUAAUUUCGAUGUCAAUCUAUGUUUUAGUUUUUUGGUGAGGUUUUAAAUGUAUAUAUAUGUCUUGCUUUUUUCUUAGAUAAUGUGUUUCUUUAAUUUUAAAGUAUGCCUUUGUGUCGCUUAUUUGUGAUUUUUUUAUAUUAAAUAAGAGACAUGUGGAGAGCUCUGUAUUAAAAAAAAAAUCAGUUUUUUUCUUUAUGGAGAUCGAUGAAACAUAGUAUAUGAGUUGAGUAGAACAUAUUCUAAAAAAAAUAUAUCUCAACCUCUUGAUACUUAAAUAAGCUUAUAUUUGUUUAAAUGUAUAAGCAUACAUAAAUAUUUAUAGUAUUUUUUCGAUAAGGCAUGAUUCAAAAAACAUACAAAUCAAAGUUUUUCAUUGUUGUGCUACUGCAUGAAUAAGUUUCUAUCUUUACUUUGGGGGGGAAAUUAUAAAUCUUUUCAAUUAUAUUUCAUAAAGUAAUGUUGUCUUCUUUUUAUUUCCCAAUUGCUACUAUCAAUUUAUUCUUUUUACACCCCUCGGCACACCCGAACAUAAAUUUAUUUAACGUAAAAAUGUCAAAAGUGUUAGCAAUCACACAUUUCAAAAAAAAAGUCGAUUUCCUACAAAGUGACGUACGUUGGCUAUGUCAGUGCGCAAAUGUCCCUUGUCUAAAGAUACGGAAAUAUCUUUACCAGAUGAAGAUACUACUCUUGAGAGUACUGCAUCAGCCCCUGACGACGAGGAUAACACAGAUGAACAACCCCUAACCGAAAAAUUACUGACUCUAGCUUCACCCACCAACCUAUCUCACUCCCGUGUUCAACUGUCUGUAACCGGGCCGCAUGACAACGAUUUGAAUAUGAUCUUAAGCAAUAAUAUGCGUAGUGAUCAAGUAGAAUCUAUCCAAUCGAAGCGCCUUUUCUCUCAAGAUGCUGUAACUAUAGGGGCUGGAAUCACCAUUCCCGCAGGCGCUGCGCUGAGAAAGCGAGGUCUUCAAAAAUGUAGUGGCGAUAACAACCAUCAGGAUUCUUCCGCACGACGUGUCCUUCGACGACACAAGUUGCCUACGGACUUCUCAAACCACCCUGCAUUAGAUUCUAGCACCACUAUGAAUAUGUCUGCAACAGGGUUGGACAACGAGCGCCGGCUUGCAUCAAGCAUUGUGGCAAAUUCUACCAUAAGUGCUCUUCCAACCCUCACCAAUCGUUUAAAGCUUAGUGAAGGUCUCAGCAGUAUAGAUUACCUCCCUGCAUUUCGUGCGCUUGCAAUUGGCAGCACAAGACAACUGCACAUUGUAGAGGUAAUUCCUGCUGUUGCCUAUGAUGUUUAUCGACACGCUCACGACCAUCUCUGCAAUAGUAAACAACAAAAAGCGGAAGAGUCAUGCGAUACAGAUGACAAGUAUCCCUCUUCUAGGGAAACUGACACGAAAGAUGACCGAGAGGGUAAAUCUACUGAAAGGCGAGGAACACUACCAACACACGCAAUACCUAUUCCUUCGCAGUAUACUCCUACUGAGGUUUACGUCCCCGGUGAGCGAAGUAGUAAUAUUAGGCCACCUGGUGGCACUGACUUCACACAUGCAGGCAAUGAGAGCCGUAUAAAGUGGCGCAGCGGCAGCUUCAAAACCGCUCACAAUAAUUCAGAAAAUUCUGCUUUUCACACCUUUACAUCUGUAUACAACAGAAAUACAUCUUCAGGCAUGCAAUCCUCUUCCGCCAACUCUAACAGCCCCUAUGUGCUCCGAAAUGCUGGAGUUUUUGGCGGACUCAUGAAGGUUGAGUCUGUUGCUUGGUAUCCUAGCUGCAAUGAAGCAAGUGUUGCCUUUGUCCAGCCUGGACGUGCUGUUACUGUGUUCCUUGAUGCACUACAGUUCAAAAGCGACGACAGCUACGUGUCACAGCAGUGGAGAAGAUCCCAAGGCAAGGGAAAGACUCUCCAUGCAACGCAAAGAGUUGGUGGGGGCUCCACUGCAACAGCCGUCGUCGCGCCAUCCGGCUUUAUGCUUUCGUCAUGUGCAAUCAAGACUAACCUCACGCCUUCUUUGUCCACACCUGCCUGGGGCAAGGGAUGCAACGUUACUAUUCCUACAAACCCAACUAUUACUCUCACCCCAUCUUCCGGAAUUAGCUCAGAUCACGCUUCUGUUGAGCGCAGCCCCGGAGGUGUUCUUGCCAAAGAACUUAUUGAAUUAUCCAUAGACUGUACUUAUGUUCGGGUAGAGUGUAUUGCGUGGGACCCACACAACCCUCACACACUCGCUCUCAGCUCCACUCUAACACACUUCGAGCUGUGGCAUAUUCCAAGCGUCAGUGAUAGAGUGUAUGCACCGCAACUUGUGUUGCGCCCACCGGCACACAAUACUCGCUCUGUCGCCCGCACCCUUGCUUUCUCACCUUCCGAUGCGAAUCUCAUCAUCGUUAUCGUGGAGUCCGCGAGUGCUGGUCAGGUCCUUCUAUUUGAUCGACGACAGGUCGAGGUUCCGCGUUCACUGGACGUUAUGGGGCCAGGCCUUGCCGCUGCUUUCCACCCCAUCUUCUCGGAUCUUCUUGCGGUAUGCUUUCGAAAAUCCAAAACGAAAACGGACUGCCGGGUCGCCUUUUUACGUGUUCUAGAGAAUAGUCAUCAAGUUGAGAUAGUAAAGACGGGUGCCCCAGUUUUGACGUCUUUGGGAGAUACCUCUUACACCGAAAUGUUAUCAGGCUCAACGAAUUCAAGGACGCUGACAAAAGGUCUACAGCACCAUUACUCAGACGUACCGCACGAGGAACAGACAGAUUCCUUGUUGGACGCUGUAAGCAACACUAUACCAACCACAAUAUCAGGAACAGAGGCGCUGCUGUCCUCUGCGAACGUCCUGGAGGUUCCACGUGUUGUCCAGCAGAACAUUCUGAAGCCCGUCGAUCACUACGCCAGUGUGAAUUGCUUAAAAUGGCGUCCUGGCUCCUGCGGCAUGAAGUUGUCGGCAGAAAGUCCAGAUCACCACUUCAGGUGCUGGUUCCCAAGCCCAGAUCCCUUUGCUGUUCUUUAUUCUGCCGAUGCGGUAACAAGUCAUUUAAGCUCGUCAUGCUUUACAGGUUCAAAUGAUGCAGCUUUACGGCAACAUAAUAGAAGUCAAGAUUUUGCAGAAAAAAAAGAGGGCAUAACACCUGAAACUGAGGAAGUACACACAACGGCGAGUUAUGCCGGUUUUAAGUCUGGAGUCGAGCUUUUGGCUUCUCAGCUUUGGUUUGCGACGGCGGCUACAUCAACUGAUUCCGAUGUGUGUGUGUGGGAUGCAGUGAGUGGAUAUGUGCCAGUUUGUGUGGCCUCUCACCACACCAAGGACGGGCGCGAGCUGAGUGACUUUGUAUGGGUGAACGAACUGACACUGGUUACUGUGUUUAAAAGUGGAGAGGUGAUUUGUACAUGCUUGAUGAAUAAUAACCAUUUUGAAGAUUCAGUACUUGUAUGUCCAUCACUUGAGGCAAACGAAGACGAAGUCAUGGCGGAUUCAAUACCUAGGAAGGAGCAGCACUUGAGCCCCUUAACAACAAAUACGCUAAGUACGGAACGUGCAGCAAAGGAUUGUGGCCACAUGAUGUUGUGCUACCCACCGGAUAGCGCGGUACGCGUUCUAAGCCUGCACUCCAUCAUGCCAACAUCUGCAGUAACGUGUGACCUCUUUGGCCGCAGCUUCGUCGUUCGCAAUACCUCUUCACGUCUUAAGGAUUAUUAUAAGAGUGUAAUUCGAAGUGAACGAAAAGACCUCAUCCGGCGGCUUCUGUUACAGGUUGGGAACGAGGAAAUACAACGUGAGAAAGUUGCACAACGACGUGGUAUCUGCAUUCAACCUCACUUUUUAUUCAAAGAGAUCCUACACAUUCUUUUUGAUAACACAAAAUGUAAUGCUCUAUCUACAAUAUGCGACGUCAUAGAACAAGAUGCAAGCGAUAAAGCGGCACAACCUCUUCACAUGGAGGUGACUGGACACAGCGGUACUUUUUCAAACACAGAUAGAACCGAACCCAGUUUCCUUUUCUUCCCAACACUCGGUUCGUCCAGGGAGCAAGCAAUAGGUGCAGAACCGAGAGAGAAAAACAUUGAAGCUGGGGGUAGUAUCGAGCCACUAUCGGCCACAGGACUCAAUGCGACCCUCAGGUUGACAAAUUCUUCCCCAAGUCUCGAAAAACUUCGGUGGGGCAUACAAAAUGGACCAAGUCAACUUUUUCGACGUAUCCUUGGGGUUUUCCAGCGUCCUUUCUCCUACGGGCAUCAGGAAUGCCCCCCUGACAUCAAAGGAGUCGAUAGAUCUAUGGCUACCUCACACACGGGUUAUUUAGCCGCGCACGAAGUCAGAGCACCUCACUCCCCUGCUCCGGGGGGUCAGAACUCUCAAAAAGAGCCAAUUGAGCCAUAUCGUGUUGGCACAGCAACUGAAAAUAAAACUCGUGUGAGCACAGACACACCACAUGCAUCGUCGCCAAUAGCUUUUGAGUCAUAUCAGCCGCAACCUUAUCAAGGAGGUUCUACAAACUUACGUGAGGUAUCUAAUCCUUUAGGCCGCUUCAGCGGAACUAGUGAUGUGUCAUGCCUUCAGGGCGUUGCACGCUUUCACGCAACACUUUCCGAAGUUUCUUCUACAGGGCAACGGAAUAAAUUUUCUCUAACCCAGGAUUGCGCUUCACAAAGGCCAUACCAUCAGACUUCAGCACUCUCUUUUCCUGUAGUGAAUACGAUAUCGAAUCGCUUUCCUAAUCAGCACCACAUGGCAAUCUUUCCACUCCUUUGCAACCCAACGACAGUUUGUAUGGAACAAAGCCUGACAGCUCAGGGUUCACCUAUUGCCAGUAUUUCUGCUCCUUCUGAUAGUUUAACACAUAUCAAGCAUUCAGUGCCAAACCCUCUCGAACAUGGGUCUUUAGUUUUGGAUAGCAACUACAAGAAUCUUGCUUUCACUAAAGAGCCUUUAGUAAUAGGUGAAAGUCGAACAACGAGGUGCAAGAGGAGCUCAACGAUUAAAAGAGACAUGGGCCCAUUAGUGCUUUCUCGUACUUCUUUUCCUCAAAGCCUUAAAAUCAACUCAACUGUUGCCAUCUCCGCUACAGCGAUGCAGCGUCAUGACUGCACCACUUCACUCUCUCUCACUCCAGAGGGGCAUUCGAACUGCCGACUGCGUAACUCUCCUGCACACGAAGCCGCUAAUCUUAAUAGCGACAAUUGUAACGAAAAUGCAAACUAUGUCGGUAGUACAUUACCUGAGGCUUCUAUAAAGCUUUGGUUAAUUUUAAACACUUCAUCCAUGGAGCAUUGCGUCAAUCCUGUUAUAGAAAACUGCGUCUUGAGCAACGCCGCUUGCACUUGGGCCUAUACCGAGUGCCAAACCGAAGCUAACCUCUUUGUGCGAUAUUCCUUAGAGUGGGAUAUGGGUUAUGAACUUGCUCUCAGUAUGAAACGUCAUCGUCACUGGCUUGAUGAUGAGGCUGAAAAGAAUCAAUUCAAUUUCAAAGAAGAGUUGCAGAAGCCUGGACGAAAAUUACCACAGCUUGAUCACAAAGCUAAGGUAACGAAAUCUAAUGACUUGUCUGCCCUAACAUUCCAACCACAGCAAUACGUUCCAUUUUCCUCGCCGAAACAGAUCGAUAUUAUAUUUUCUAACAUGAUGUUGCAUAAUUGUCGUAUUUGUGAGACACAAAAUAGUUUUAAUGACAUUAAAGUUGGCAAGAGAGGCGGUGGUCUCGGGAAUGACAACGACGAUAGGAGCCCAAAGGAUCCAAGAGCACAGUUCUGGCGCGCAGCUUCGCACGCCUGGAGGACACACGAUAUUGAAACUAUCCUAUCUGUCACUAUAAGUCAAUUAGAGUACACCUCGCUUAUGGGGGACGUUCAGUACAGCUUAGUUCUCUACGUACUUUUCUGUCUUUGGUGGAGACUGCGACAUCAUGCUCCACACCCUGUUACCACAGCUUUCCAUUCUCAGAGUGAAUUAGCGACUGAGAACGGUACGCAGCCGCAGCGUCGCGGGGGUGAUGACCAGCAAGAGCAAGAACACCUAACAUGGGAGUAUGUCAGGUCAGACCCUUCGGAUGAUACCUCCAGCACCUGUUGUACCUCCUCACUUGCCCAGGGAGUUGUGAGAAACAGGUCAGGGUCCACAGAAAAUUUCUCCGCAAUGCUUUCCUGUCCUUUAUUGCCAGGGCGUUCGUCCAGAUCACUGGCUGUAAGGCAACAAAAAACACCUCAUACACUUCCUCUCAUGUCCAAGACCAGUAGCCCAAACAACCCUCAAUUGUCUUUUCAGAAGACUGACACUUUGUUUCCAGUGCAACCCAUCCAACCAGCAGAGCGUCAGAAGGAUUCCAGCAUAAGCGUCCAAGGUUCGCCGAAGAAUUGUUACAGUACGACAUCGUGUACGUCUGAGCAGUGGAAGCUACGUGCCUUGCAAUGGCUUGAGGUUUAUACUUCUGAGCUCUACGCAUGUAAAUUGUACGUCCCCCUUAAUGAGCUUCUUUUAAUCAUUCCAGAACUCUUUCAGGAGCCAUACAACCCGGUGCAACCCAGGGCAGCAGACAUUGCCUAUGAAAAGCAAAUGACCUAUGUCUUUUGUGGCAACUGCACCAAGUCUGAACUUUCUACCUUUCCAGUUAAGGGGCCAUAUUCUCUUGCGUACUCAAGCAAUCCAGCCACAUCGGCGAUGUAUCGUUUGAAUCACAAGAGUAGUAGUGUGCAUGUCGAUAUGCAACAGGUAAAGAUUCGGCAACACCAAACAAAGGCUUCCAUACAUACAUCUUCUUCUAUAACAGCUGUGAACAUAUCGGAGGCUUCUAAAACGCUAACACCCAUGUACACAGAGCCACAACCAUCACAAUUGAAGUCGGAUUCGAAAGACCGAGGGAAACAAGUCCUCAAGGAGCUACCUCGGACUGAAAAAAGGAAGCGGCGAAGGCACUACAUUAGAGAUUCAGGGUUAGGGGUUUCUCAUUUGAGAGGCCCCUUACUUAUCCAUGAUGACUCAGAUUUUUCUCAAGAGACAUGCGAAAGUGAAGACUCCCAUUCAACUGAUUUCAGCUACAGCUUUUCUCGGACAAGUAGUACUAAUAGUUUAGCAACAAGUAUCUCUACAGAAAAUGUGAGUUUUUCCCCCCAAUGUGAAUCUGAGUCAUUUUCACUUUCCGGACGCCAACACAGGGCCAAAGAAAGUCAAAGUACUAAAGAGGCAACUCGUAGUCAAGUCGAUAUGACUAAUAGGCCUAACCACCAUAACGUUCCUACUGUAUCGUGGAAAAGUGUAGAAGACGACUCUCCGGUCAAUAAUGUUUGUGAUGAAGUAGAUAUUGAUGCAGUUAAAACGGAAGAAAUUUCGAUUUCGCUCCUUCCGGGGCAUGCAAUUCCCAAUAAUGCUGAAUGCCGUCGUUGCCACAACACGACCGCCAUGACAUGUGUUGUGUGCGAAGAGGUUGUGGAGGGUUUGUUCUACUGGUUACGUUCAUGCGGACAUGGUGGUCAUGUUCAUCAUAUGCAGCAAUGGAUGUCAAUUUCGUGCUACUGUCCAAAGUGUGGGGUACCUAUAACAAGUGCCGCAUCACAACAAUAAGAGGAAUUGAUCUGUGCAGAAAGGGGUCGUGUGUGUGUGGAAUGUCGACUAAGAAGGAUUCACACCCAUCGAAGAUAGGUAAAUUUAUAGGGGAACAUGCUACAAGUAUAUCUUGUUAGUCUAGA
Messenger RNA from Phytomonas sp. Hart1, 8040 nucleotides. NCBI's taxonomy places the organism in Eukaryota, Euglenozoa, Kinetoplastea, Trypanosomatida, Trypanosomatidae. The record is from the annotation of a GenBank genome assembly.